AUGGCCAGACAAAGGCCGAAAAACUGCAGGGCACAGAGAAUGUGCUCACCUCUCACCACUCCACUCACGGACUUAUACAAGACAGCCAACGGCUCAAUCAAGCCCCCAUAUCUCCCCCCCCACCGCCUACUUUUUCGAGUGAGCCGGGCUCUGAAAGAGGUACAGGCCUCACCAAAUAUCAGACGCCCCCCCGAUACACCUGCGGGACACCGCCUGCCAUUGCGACCCCCUCUCAGUGCAGUGGAGGGUGCGAGCUCGGCAGCAGGGUCCCUCACAUAAUGCUUAAUAGCUGUUUGAAAUGUAUAUACUUUAUUUCUGUUUUAUGGUUUUGUUUCUUAGGUUAUGUUCCAGGUUGUUCCCCCUGCCCUAACCCCCUACCCGAGAUGCUCCCCUUUCACUACUGGGUACGACGAGGGGAAAAAAUAGCCUCACCCCACCAACUCUGUCAUGUAGUGGCAAGAGAAAACACUACACCCAAACAACCGGGCCCUAGGGCCACCCCAACUAGUUAA
Molecule: messenger RNA, 512 nt
Organism: Pelobates cultripes (western spadefoot toad)
Lineage: Eukaryota; Metazoa; Chordata; Amphibia; Anura; Pelobatidae
Source: the annotation of a GenBank genome assembly